AUGAAAAUAUGUUGAUCCUUGGGACAUAUUAAAAUGCCGUUGUUAGAUGAGUAUAAAGGGCUCCUGGAUGGAGACAAAUCUUUAAGGGGAAUUAUUUCAAUCAUAUCGUUUUUCCAAAAACUCUUGUUGAUUUGACAAUUUUCCCAAGUAAAUUAUGAUAGAAUGUGCUGAAAAAGCUUUUUAAAUAUCUUUAUAAGAAUAAAUUCAAUUUAG
Molecule: messenger RNA, 213 nt
Organism: Blepharisma stoltei
Lineage: Eukaryota; Ciliophora; Heterotrichea; Heterotrichida; Blepharismidae
Source: the annotation of a GenBank genome assembly